Messenger RNA from Spodoptera litura, 768 nucleotides. RefSeq lists its product as uncharacterized. Lineage: Eukaryota; Metazoa; Arthropoda; Insecta; Lepidoptera; Noctuidae. The record is from RefSeq and is a predicted model, not a curated record.
UUUGACAAAGACUUAUCAAAAUUAAAGUAAGUAAUAAAAUGUCGUAUUUUUCAAAUCGUGAAGUAUUAUAUUUUUCAUCGUAAUGCCGUGAAUAAUUCGCAAUCAUGUGUGAGAUAUUCCCAGAAGUGAACGACUGCUGUUCUUUUUUAUCCAUCAGAAUGGGAAUGCUGUUUAUAGCAAUCCUAUCCAUAUCGACAGGUGCAAUCACUCUUGGCGUGGUAGAACAAAAAACGAAUAUUGACUAUGACCAGGUACUAUCUAUAUAUAAUAAUGUCACAAAUAGUACAAGAACAGAACAAGCUCUUUCAGACUUGAAUGGUAUUAUCAUAACUACAAUAACAGUAAUGUCAGUGAUUUUUAUGUUAGCUGGCGUAUGCCUUCUGUUCGCCACUUUGGCAGACCAAGAAGGAUAUGCGCAGGGGUUUAUAUGGCUAAUAUUUUUAAAUAUACUUCUUGGAUUACUCAUAAUAUUUGCGAUAACUUAUGAGUGCUUAAUGAAAUCAAAAUGCUUUCUCGGUCAUAUGGAUUGGUUGUCGGGAGCAAUAGCACUCAUCAUCGUGGUGUUCUACCUAAUAUUGUGGUACUACUUCAUAAGCGUGGCAAACACUUACGUUCUAAAUGGAAACACAUAAUAUUAAAAGAUCCGAACUAACACCAACCUACUCUCAUAAAAUAUUUGAGUGAAAAUAUAUAAUUAUAUCCUUUAUGAUUAGAGUCGUUAGGAUCAUAUCUGUUUAUCAAUCAAAUCCGUUCCGUUUUAAAUAAGGG